AAUUUUCUUGCCACACAAUCGAGCACAUUGUGGCAGAUGCUAAACGACGCGGUGUAAUCGUUGUAACUAGUUUCAAUAAUAUCAAAUGGCUACUUGAUCAUUACUUUUACAAUGACACAUAUCAUUAUAUUAGUGUGUAACUGAGAUUUGGUCGUAUAAUGUCAUGUCUCGUCACAUUCUAAGCUACACAACUAAUCGGAAAUAUCUCAACAAACAUAAAGCGCUAAACGUCUUAUUUUUAUGAGGACCUACUAUAUAGUGCAAUUAAUUAUAUAAUUUAAAAAAAAAUAGAACAAUAAAAUUAAUUUACUGUGAUAUAUAUAUUAUAUACACACAACUGUAUACAAAAUGAUGGACAAAGCGUUAUUGCGCCAAAUCUUUGCCACCGUGUCAGCUUCCAUGUCGAUAUUCAUCGCUGGAAGUUGGGUGGGCUGGCCUUCUGCUACCACAGAAAAGUUCAUCAAACACCGAACAGGCAUUGACGUGACCCUGUCACAACUGUCCUGGAUUAUAUCAAUAAUGGAUUUCGGAAACGUGUUAAGUCCAAUACCGGCUGGCUACAUGAUGGAUCGAUACGGCCGCAAGAUAACCGUAGCAGCACUCGGGCCGUUGUACAUUGUUUCGUGGGCGCUGCCGGUGUUCAUCAACAACAUUUGGGCGUUGUACCUGGCCAGAUUCUUGGGCGGCUUGGGCAAAGGCGUGUCCUACACUGUUGUGCCGGUGUUCCUGGGCGAAAUAGCCGGAGUGAAAAUCCGCGGAGCUCUGAGUUCCGUGUUUGCCAUUCAGCUGUCCAGCGGGAUUUUGUCCGAGGUCAUAGUCGGACCUCACGUGUCCUACUGGAUGCUGAACAUGCUGUCCGGUUUGAUUCCCAUCGUUUUCUUCCUAAUGUUCAUCUGGGUACCGGAAUCUCCGUAUUAUCUGUUGAAAAAAGGACUACGCGACGAGGCGGCCAAAUCCCUCAGGUGGUACAGGGGCGGCAGCGACUCCGAACUCCAGCAAAUGGAAGAGAAUGUCCAGGAGGACAUGAAGAACAAAGGCACCUUCCGGGAACUGUUCACCAACCCGAAAAACGUCAAAGCUCUCAUGAUCAUAACGACGGCCAGUUUUGCGCAGCGAGCCGGUGGCAUUAGCAGUCUCCUGGCUUAUUCCACGCUUACACUACCCGAUCCAGCGCCGUUUGGUCCCAAAAUCAACUACAUAAUCGUGUUCGUCGCACUGCUGACCGGCGUCAACUUUGUCGGUUCGGCUUUGGUCGACAAAAUCGGACGAAAGCCGCUGUUGAUACUGUCGGAAGUGUCGUUGGGCGUCAUCACGUUCAUCUACGGUUUAUUCUUCUACUUGCAAAACUACAUGGACAUGUCCAAGUACCACUGGGUAGCGUACGUUUGCCUGGAGAUGUUUUCCGUUAUGUUCGCAAUGGGAAUCGCGUUCAUUCCCAUAGUGUUCCUGGGCGAAAUGUUCCCAGUCAACGUGCGCUCUCAAUGUUCGGCCAUCAUAUCGAUUGUGCUCGCUUUCUGUUCGUUCGUCUCCAAUGAGAUAUUCUUAAUCGUGUCAGCAAAUUACGGAUAUAAUGUCAUGUUAUGGACCUUCACAAGCAUAAACUUCAUAUGCGCUUACUUAGCAUACAAAACAGUGAUUGAAACUACUGGUAAGACAUUCGGUGAAAUUCAAGUUCUCCUGGGAGAGAGUUUGAAACGAAAAACCAUAAAAGGAGAUCUCCUGGAGUCAGAGUCGGGAGUCUAACAUUUAAACAUUUUUAGAGCUUAUCGAUGUUCAAAAAAUAAACUAGUACAAUUUUGGUCAGAUACCAACGCGGAGAUGUAUUUAAAUAUUUUGUACAGUUGUGCCUACUGUUUUCCUUUAAAUGUAUUAUAUUUUUAGUUUAAAUAAUAACGGAUAUUAUAUAAUUUCACACGUCAUGUGUAUCACUUAAAAUGUUUAAAAUAACUUAAGUGUGACUUAUUUAUAAAUAUAAUUCGUUUUUACAUUGA
Adelges cooleyi (spruce gall adelgid) is the source of this 1991-nucleotide messenger RNA. Its product is annotated as facilitated trehalose transporter Tret1-like. Bases 349 to 1743 code for a protein of 464 amino acids. The transcript is spliced from 3 exons. Gene Ontology annotation, molecular function: transmembrane transporter activity. Gene Ontology annotation, biological process: transmembrane transport. Gene Ontology annotation, cellular component: membrane. The record is from RefSeq and is a predicted model, not a curated record. NCBI's taxonomy places the organism in Eukaryota, Metazoa, Arthropoda, Insecta, Hemiptera, Adelgidae.